Molecule: messenger RNA, 831 nt
Organism: Mesocestoides corti
Lineage: Eukaryota; Metazoa; Platyhelminthes; Cestoda; Cyclophyllidea; Mesocestoididae
Source: the annotation of a GenBank genome assembly
AUGACCAGAUACCGACUACCGGACGUUCCAGGUGCCUGGAAGGAGAAGGAGCUGUUGCGGGACCUUCUACACGACUAUGAGAAAAAGGCUCGUCCCGUUGUCGACGGGGUCUCGCCAAUCGCUCAACUCUCGGAGACACUUUCCGUGCAGCAAAUCACCAUCGAGUUUGGGCUCUCCCUCAUUCAGAUCCUCGAACUGGACGAAAACGAACAGGUUCUCACUACUAGCAUCCGAACACUUUAUAGAUGGAAAGACUACCACAUGGUUUGGGAUCCGGCAGAGUAUGGAAACAUCACAUCGGUCCAAAUGCCAACCUCAAAACUCUGGCUUCCUGAUAUAGCCUUAUACAACUACGCCGACGAGCGAUUAGAAGAGCGGCGACACUCGGACUUGCUGGUUUCAUACACGGGGACAGUGGAAUGGCAGCCGCAGGCCAUCUACAAAAGUGCCUGUUUUGUCCACAUCAAGUACUUUCCUUUUGAUCAGCAAAAUUGUACUUUCAAAUUCGGACCCUGGACCUACGACGCUGCUCGGACGAACAUAACCUUCUACAACAACUCGGAUGGGUGGUUUUUGAAUGAUUACGAGGAGAGUCCGGAGUGGGAACUAUUGGCUACGAAGGCUGUUUUCACGGGUUUUAAAUACCAGUGCUGCUUCGAAGUCUAUCCUGACAUUACUUUUCAAAUGGUAAUCAAGCGACAGCCAGCCUUCUACAACUACGUCGUCAUUCUACCCUGCUUCCUCCUCUCCUCACUCACACUUGUCCUCUUCUGUCUCCCCGCUGAAACACCCGCUAAGAUGCAGCUCGAUUCCAACUCAGAUGCGUAUUAA